Messenger RNA from Arachis stenosperma, 840 nucleotides. RefSeq names its product zinc finger A20 and AN1 domain-containing stress-associated protein 3-like. Bases 303 to 770 code for a protein of 155 amino acids. The record is from RefSeq and is a predicted model, not a curated record. The transcript has a single exon. Gene Ontology annotation, molecular function: DNA binding; zinc ion binding. NCBI's taxonomy places the organism in Eukaryota, Viridiplantae, Streptophyta, Magnoliopsida, Fabales, Fabaceae.
UCGGGUAUUUGCCAUUUAUGCGUAUUGAGGGUAGUUUAGUUCCCGUCCGUUUGGUUUAGUUUUUGUUUCAUGAUUAUCUAUUAUUAGGUCCAGUUAGUUGCUUACCCAAACCUUUGGCUAUUUCCUUUCCAAUUUCUUCAUUUGCGCACAACAAGUUGGCCUUUUAAAAUCUCAGAUUUUCCAUCCCCACCUCCCACGCCCAAAGUGGAAAGGAAAAUCCAAGAUUUUACAAAUUGAUUGAUUUGUCUCUCCCUUUUCCCUUUCCCCCCGGUCGAGAUCAGAAAGAAACAGCUCUUUCUUUGAUGGCGGAAGAACACAGGUGCCAAGCUCCACGCCUCUGCGUAAAUAAUUGUGGAUUCUUUGGAAGCCCGACCACAAACGGCCUCUGCUCCAAGUGCUAUCGCAAUCUCCAGCUUAAGGAGCAGCAGUCUUCCUCUGCCAAAUUGGUCCUCAACCAAACCCUGCAGGUUCCUCCGGCAGCAGAACCUAUUUCUACUCCUUCAGCAUCAACAUCAUCAUCUUGUACGGAGGAGGUUGAUCGUCCUUGCAGCGCAGCAGUGAUGGAGGAGAAGGUGGCAGCGAAUCGGUGUGCAAGAUGCAGGAGGCGUGUGGGGCUUACGGGGUUCAAGUGCAGGUGUGGGUUGACGUUGUGUGGGUCCCAUCGGCACCCAGAACAACACUCAUGCCACUUCGAUUUCAAGGGAUUCGGGAGGGAGCAAAUCGCAAAGGCAAACCCUCUAAUCAAGGCCGACAAGCUUAAUAAGAUUUGAAUCUUAUAUGCUGUGACUCAUUAUUCUGUAAAUUAAACUUAAUAUAACAAACUAUCCCUCCAUUCAAAUA